UCUCAUCUCCAGCCCUACCUCACUUCUCCUCUCUCUCUCUCUCUCUCUCUCUCUCUCUCUCUCUCUCUCUCCCACACACACACUCCCAGAGGUAGAGAAGCCAAAAUCAUGAAGGAUCUCGACUUCAAUGCGGACAGGGCCCUCGCGAAGGAUUUUCUCGUAAACUUUGCCGGUACGGAUGGUGAGGCCAAGUACAUCAACAUUCUACAAGAAGUUGCAAACCAUAAAAUUCGUGCAAUCCAGAUUGAUCUGGAGGACCUAUUCAAUUAUAAGGACUUGGAUGAAGAGUUUCUCAGACGGGUCACUGAAAAUACCCGGCGAUACAUUGGAAUAUUUGCUGAUGCAAUUGAUGAGCUCAUGCCAGAACCAACUGAGGCAUUCCUGGAUGAUGAUCAUGAUAUCCUGAUGACUCAGAGAUCUGAGGAAGGAACUGAGAAUGCGGAUGGCUUAGAUCCACGACAAAGGAUGCCUCCUGAAAUCAAGCGAUAUUAUGAAGUGUAUAUUAGAGCUUCUUCAAAAGAACGCCCAUUUACCAUCAGAGAAGUUAAGGCUUCGUAUAUUGGUCAGCUUGUUAGGAUUGCUGGUAUUGUGACACGCUGCUCAGAUGUCAAACCAUUGAUGCAAGUAGCUGUGUAUACUUGUGAAGAGUGUGGUUUUGAGAUCUAUCAGGAAGUAACAGCUCGGGUCUUUAUGCCCCUGUUUGAGUGCCCUUCUAGACGCUGUGACAUAAACAAAACAAAGGGGAAUCUUAUCCUUCAACUCAGGGCAUCAAAAUUUUUGAAGUUUCAAGAGGCCAAGAUACAAGAGUUAGCUGAACAUGUUCCAAAGGGCCAUAUUCCACGGACAAUGACUGUCCAUUUUAGAGGAGAACUCACAAGAAAGGUAGCUCCAGGGGAUGUUGUUGAAUUAUCUGGAAUUUUUCUCCCUAUUCCUUACACUGGAUUUAAAGCAAUGCGCGCUGGCUUAGUUGCAGAUACGCACUUGGAGGCUAUGUCUGUUACUCAUUUCAAGAAAAAAUAUGAGGCGUACGAGUUUAGAGGAGAUGAAGAAGAACAAAUUGCACGACUGUCUGAAGAUGGUGAUAUUUAUAAUAAGUUGGCACGAUCAUUAGCACCUGAAAUUUUUGGUCAUGAAGAUGUUAAAAAGGCUCUUCUUCUCCUCCUUGUGGGUGCUCCUCAUAGGAAGUUGAAAGAUGGGAUGAAGAUAAGAGGAGAUUUACAUGUAUGUUUGAUGGGUGAUCCUGGAGUUGCGAAAAGUCAGCUUCUUAAGCACAUAAUAAAUGUGGCACCAAGGGGUGUGUACACCACAGGUAGAGGAAGCAGUGGAGUUGGUCUAACAGCUGCUGUUCAGAAAGAUCCAGUGACAAAUGAGAUGGUCCUGGAAGGAGGAGCUCUGGUGCUAGCUGAUAUGGGAAUCUGUGCAAUUGACGAGUUUGAUAAGAUGGAUGAAUCUGAUCGUACAGCAAUUCACGAAGUAAUGGAACAGCAAACGGUCAGCAUUGCUAAGGCUGGGAUUACCACAUCCCUAAAUGCAAGAACUGCUGUCCUUGCGGCUGCUAAUCCAGCCUGGGGAAGAUAUGAUUUACGGAGGACACCAGCUGAAAAUAUUAAUCUUCCCCCGGCCCUUCUAUCAAGAUUUGAUCUGUUGUGGCUGAUCCUAGAUCGAGCAGAUAUGGAUAGUGAUCUUGAAAUGGCUAGGCAUGUUGUCUAUGUCCACCAGAAUAAUGAGUCUCCUGCUCUUGGUUUCACUCCACUGGAGCCAUCUAUUCUUCGGGCGUAUAUUUCAGCAGCAAGAAAAUUGUCUCCCUGUGUACCAAGGGAACUGGAAGAGUACAUUGCUAGUGCAUACUCCAGCAUCCGGCAAGAUGAAGCUAAAACAAAUGCUCCUCAUUCUUACACAACAGUGAGAACUUUACUGAGCAUUCUCCGGAUAUCAGCUGCACUAGCAAGGCUUCGGUUUUCUGAAACUGUUGCUCAGAGUGACGUGGAUGAAGCACUUAGGUUAAUGCAGAUGUCAAAAUUCUCCUUGUACUCAGAUGAUCGUCAAAGAUCUGGCCUGGAUGCCAUCUCUGAUAUUUAUUCAAUCUUAAGAGAUGAAGCUGCGAGGACAAACAGAAUGGAUGUGAGCUAUGCUCACGCACUCAAUUGGAUUUCUAGAAAGGGAUACAGUGAAGCGCAGUUAAAAGAAUGCUUGGAGGAAUAUGCAGCCUUGAAUGUGUGGCAGAUCCAUCCCAACACCUUUGAUAUCCGAUUUAUCGAUGCAUAAUAAAUUGUAACUUAGUAAACUCCCAUGCAGCUGCAAUGCCUUCACUGAAACUUGGAGAGUUCUUGAUCCGUAUAUAGUCUCUAAAAAAGAUAUGCCAGUGGGAGGCUUCCAGGGAUAUUAUGGUUGAAUUGAGUCUAAAUUGAUAAUUCUUUUGGGCAAUUUGUUUAGUUGUGAAUUAUGUGUACAUUAUUUUUAAUGUGGUAAUUUAGGGGAGAUGAGUUUGUUAUGAUGGGAUGUAGGAAUGUGGAGCAUUGGUUCUGUUGGAUGACUAAUAUGAUUAUUGAAACUCAUGCUACCCUGCAA
Molecule: messenger RNA, 2568 nt
Organism: Malania oleifera
Lineage: Eukaryota; Viridiplantae; Streptophyta; Magnoliopsida; Santalales; Ximeniaceae
Product: DNA replication licensing factor MCM7
Exons: 15
Coding region: 109-2265 (718 amino acids)
Biological process (GO): double-strand break repair via break-induced replication; DNA strand elongation involved in DNA replication; DNA replication initiation
Cellular component (GO): nucleus; MCM complex
Molecular function (GO): ATP binding; single-stranded DNA binding; single-stranded DNA helicase activity
Source: RefSeq, a predicted model, not a curated record